AUGGCGCAUACCGACGACGAGAAGGAUUUCGAGCGCGGCGUCUCCCGGAACGAUGUCGAGGAGCAGGAUCUGGAAAAGAGAGAUGAGCGAGUACGAUAUCUGGAGGUCCCCAGGGACCCGAGAAGAGAAGGGCGAGGCAGGAGCCAAGACAGUACACGAUUGGAAAAGAUCGAAUCGAGCGUAACUGAGGCGACCGAAGCCAGCACUGCUGCCUAUGCACACCAGAAAGAGUCAGAGAAAGUACCAUGGCGUUACAGAAUAAACCCGCUCCGUUGGAACCCUCCGCCGGUACCAGAGGAGAGGACAGUAUGUCGAGAAUACAACGCGAGCUUCCUCAGCCUGUUACUAUUUCAAUGGAUGAAUCCGCUCAUGACGACGGGUUACAAGCGGCCAAUCGAGUUGAAUGACAUCUGGCUUGUCAAUCCCGACAGAAGUGCUACGACCAUGAGGGACAAAUUGUCGGCUUCUUUCCAACGUCGAGUUGCGCGGGGUGAACGUAACCCUUUGAUGUUUGCUCUUUUCGACACCUUUCGAGGCGAGUUUCUGCUCGGAGCCAUAUGUGCACUGUUUUCCGCCCUUUUCCAGGUCUUCUCGCCCUUCACUACCCGCUACCUGAUUCAGUUUGCUACUGAUGCCUGGAUUGCCGACAAGAUCGGAGGCAAAUCUCCUAGCAUCGGUCAUGGCAUCGGCCUAGUAAUCGGUAUCACCUUCAUGCAAAUGUGUCAGUCGAUGGCGACCAAUCAUUUCAUCUACCGUGGCAUGAUGGUUGGAGGAGAGUGCAGAGCCGUGCUGAUCAACGCCAUUUUUGAGAAAUCUCUGGUCAUCUCCGGAAGGGCAAAGGCUGGAGGAAAGGCCAUAAAAGCCGAGGAAGCGUCCGAGACGGUGGUGCAAACAGAAGACGAGAAGCACGAGGCCAGGUCGACUCUCGCCCGCAUCCUCUCCAAGCGACUUAAUUCCAAGGUUGGCCCGAAAGUUACACCUGAUAGAGGCGCCGGUAUUGCCGGAGACGGCGUCGGUUGGAAUAAUGGCAGGAUUGUCAAUCUGAUGAGUGUCGAUACCUAUCGCAUCGACCAGGCCUCUGGCUUGUUCCACAUCAUGUGGACAUCGCCCAUCCAGAUCAUCGUCGUCUUGGUCGUACUGUGUAUCAACAUUGGCUAUAGUGCUCUGGCGGGCUAUGCAUUACUGGUCAUCGUGCUGCCCAUGUUGACCAAAGCAAUCAAAUCUCUCUUAGCAAGGAGGAAAAAGAUUAACAAAGUCACCGAUCAGCGUGUGAGCUUGACACAGGAAAUUCUGGGCUCCGUGCGAUUUGUCAAAUUCUUUGGAUGGGAAACGAGCUUUCUGGACCGGCUGAAGGAACUCCGCAAGAGAGAAAUCAGGGCCGUUCAGGUCUUGCUAUCAAUCAGAAAUGCAAUCAACGCGGUUGCCAUGUCAAUGCCAGUGUUUGCAGCAAUGCUGGCUUUCAUCACAUAUUCGCUCUCUGACCAUGGUCUUGCUCCUUCGCGGAUAUUCUCGUCAUUAGCCCUUUUCAACUCCCUCCGGAUGCCGCUGAAUUUACUUCCUCUGGUUCUUGGACAAGUUACAGAUGCCCAGACCGCGAUUCAGCGUAUUCAGGAGUUUCUACUAUCUGAAGACCAGCAAGACGAGAUCAUGUGGGAUGAGGAGAUGGAGCCUGCAGUCGAAGUGCAACAUGCUUCCUUUACCUGGGAACGGACCGCAACUCAAGAUAAGGAGAGAGCUGGGACAUUCCAGACAAGGGGCGAGCUCAUGGCGGCCAAAAGAGCCGAGAAGGAACGGAAGAAGGCUCAAAAGAAAGCCGAAAAGGCGGCAAAGAAGAACAAGAAAUCUCCUGGGGCAUCCAACGAAGACAUUGCAAGUGAAACCACGGAGGUGGAACCAUUUAAAUUGCACGACAUGGAUUUCACAGUGGGCCGGAAUGAACUGAUCGCCGUUAUCGGGACUGUUGGUUCUGGCAAAACUUCACUUCUCGCUGCUCUAGCUGGAGACAUGCGCAAAACGGGUGGCAAGGUCAAGAUGGGAUCUUCUCGCGCAUUUUGCCCGCAAUAUGCUUGGAUCCAAAAUGCCACUGUGAAGGAGAAUAUCCUCUUCGGUAAGCCAUACAAGUCAAAAUGGUACAGAGAUGUCAUCGAUGCCUGCGCGUUGAAACCCGACUUGGAAAUCCUGCCAGCGGGAGACCAGACCGAGAUUGGUGAACGAGGUAUUACUCUCUCAGGCGGACAGAAGCAAAGGUUGAAUAUUGCACGGGCGAUCUAUUUUGAUGCCGACAUCGUUUUGAUGGAUGACCCACUCUCGGCUGUGGACGCCCAUGUUGGCCGUCACAUCAUGGAUAAAGCAAUUUGUGGCCUGAUGAAGGACAAAUGCAGAAUCUUAGCGACUCAUCAACUUCAUGUUCUUUCCCGGUGUGACCGGAUUAUAUGGAUGGAAGAAGGCCAUAUCCAGGCUAUCGACACGUUUGACAACUUGAUGAAUACCAGCGUCGAUUUCCAAAAGUUGAUGGCUACAACCGCUCAAGAGGAUGAAACUGCACUGGCAAAAGCUAAGAGCGGGGAAGCCAAUGAGCAGAAGUCCGAAAAGAAGAGCAAGAAAAUCAAGCCUCAAGGUCUGAUGCAGCAGGAAGAGCGCGCCGUCAAAUCCGUUAGCUGGACUGUUUGGGGGGCUUACAUCCGUGCAUCAGGAUCGCUAAUACUCUGGCCGCUCAUAUUCUUUGCCCUUAUCUUAUCCCAAGGGGCGAACAUAGUGACUAGCUUAUGGCUCAGUUGGUGGACGAGUGAUAAGUUCGGAUUCUCUGAAGGCACAUACAUUGCUGCAUACGCCUGUUUGGGACUAUCGCAAGCGGUGCUGAUGUUCACGUUUUCGACCCUUCUCUCCACAAGUGGCACCAACGCCAGCAGGGUCAUGUUACAGAGAGCCAUGACCCGAGUUUUACGCGCGCCCAUGUCUUUCUUCGACACUACUCCUCUCGGUCGAAUCACUAAUCGAUUUUCAAAAGAUGUCGAUUCGAUGGACAACAGUCUGACCGACGCAAUGAGGAUGUAUUUCCUCACUUUAGCCAUGAUCACUUCGGUCUUCGCCCUGAUCAUCGCAUAUUUUCACUAUUUUGCUGUGGCUUUGGGACCCCUUUUCAUCUUGUUCCUGUUCGCAUCAAGUUAUUACAGAGCGUCAGCACGGGAAAUCAAAAGACACGAAGCAGUUCUCCGCUCCACCGUCUUUGCACGAUUUUCGGAGUCUAUUUCGGGAGUGGCAUCUAUUCGAGCAUACGGCCUCCAAGCAUAUUUUACGACACGCCUGCGGGAUGCCCUUGAUCAGAUGAACUCUGCAUAUUACUUGACAUUUGCAAAUCAACGGUGGCUAUCUACGCGACUAGAUGCCAUCGGAAACAUGCUGGUCUUUGUGACCGGCAUCUUGGUGGUGACAGAUCGUUUUAAUGUUAAUCCUAGCAUAGCGGGUUUGGUUUUGUCCUACGUCUUGGCUAUUGUACAGAUGAUUCAAUUUACCGUGCGACAGUUGGCCGAAGUGGAAAACAACAUGAACGCGACGGAGCGACUGCACUUCUAUGGCACUCAGCUGGAGGAAGAAGCUCCAUUAAAGGGUAUAGAAGUGCCCGAUAAUUGGCCCCGAACGGGAGCGAUCACAUUCAACAAGGUGGAGAUGAGGUAUCGGCCGGGAUUACCGCUCGUUCUUCAUGGAUUGGACUUUCAGGUCAAAGGCGGGGAGAGAAUUGGCAUUGUCGGCCGCACUGGGGCUGGCAAGUCGUCGAUCAUGUCGGCACUUUUCCGAUUGACGGAGCUCACUUCGGGACAGAUCAAGAUUGAUGACAUUGACAUUUCAGCUGUGGGGCUCUACGAUUUGCGUUCGCGUCUAGCCAUUAUCCCACAGGAUCCGACGUUGUUCCGAGGCACCAUCCGAUCGAACCUUGAUCCUUUCAACGAGCAUUCCGAUUUGGAGCUCUGGGCAGCACUUCGCAAGGCAGAUCUUGCGGGAGAUGAGAUGGUGACGGCAGAGAAGGUAGAUCGCCCUGAUACUGCGCAAACUGCCGCCACAUCGACGUCGAAUGUCAACGCACCGCCUGGACCCAGUCGGAUCCAUCUCGACAGUCCCGUGGAAGAAGAAGGCUUGAACUACUCGCUUGGUCAGCGGCAAUUGAUGGCGUUGGCCAGAGCACUAGUCCGGAACUCGCAGAUUAUUGUCUGUGACGAGGCGACUUCGUCGGUCGACUUCGAGACCGACGAGAAGAUUCAGCGGACCAUGCGGACAGGCUUCGCGGGCAAGACGGUGUUGUGCAUUGCUCACCGAUUGAAGACCAUCAUCAACUACGACCGCAUCUGCGUGAUGGAUCAAGGCAGAAUUGCGGAGUUGGAUACUCCCAUCAAUCUAUUCGAAGCAGGCGGCAUCUUCCGGGGCAUGUGCGACAAGAGCCAUAUUGUGCGAGAAGAUUUCUUCAGAGAGUCAUAG
This is a messenger RNA of Cladophialophora bantiana CBS 173.52, 4470 nucleotides long. RefSeq lists its product as uncharacterized. Gene Ontology annotation, cellular component: membrane. NCBI's taxonomy places the organism in Eukaryota, Fungi, Ascomycota, Eurotiomycetes, Chaetothyriales, Herpotrichiellaceae. The coding region runs from base 1 to 4470 and encodes 1489 amino acids. The transcript has a single exon. Gene Ontology annotation, biological process: transmembrane transport. The record is from RefSeq and is a predicted model, not a curated record. Gene Ontology annotation, molecular function: ABC-type transporter activity; ATP binding; ATP hydrolysis activity.